Molecule: messenger RNA, 407 nt
Organism: Wasmannia auropunctata (little fire ant)
Lineage: Eukaryota; Metazoa; Arthropoda; Insecta; Hymenoptera; Formicidae
Product: glucosylceramidase-like
Exons: 2
Biological process (GO): glucosylceramide catabolic process
Molecular function (GO): glucosylceramidase activity
Source: RefSeq, a predicted model, not a curated record
CUCCUUCACUGGGAAAGAUCACUAUAAAUCGAGCGGACGUAUACCAAGAAAUUUUCGGAUUCGGUGGAGCUGUAACUGAUUCAGCAGCUUUAAAUAUUAAUAAUCUAACGUACGAGACGUCCGAGCACUUGUUAAGAAGCUACUUCGGUCCACAUGGUAUCAAUUACAAUUUCAUUAGAACGCCUAUCGGCGGCUCGGAUUUCUCAACGAGACCUUAUGCCUUCACGUCGGAAGAAAACGACACUUUGCUGCACUCCUUCGAUUUGGCGAUGGAGGAUUACGUUUACAAGGUUCAGUCAUUUAUUAAUUAAUAUUUAUUUAUUCGUUUUAUAAAACAAGUCUAUUUCGUUCGAAUAUCGAGAAACAUGUGUACAAGAAAAUAUUCAUAUCAUAUAAGACAAAUGAAG